Molecule: messenger RNA, 2921 nt
Organism: Beta vulgaris subsp. vulgaris (sugar beet)
Lineage: Eukaryota; Viridiplantae; Streptophyta; Magnoliopsida; Caryophyllales; Amaranthaceae
Product: phenylacetaldehyde synthase
Exons: 3
Coding region: 135-1610 (491 amino acids)
Biological process (GO): amino acid metabolic process
Molecular function (GO): pyridoxal phosphate binding; carboxy-lyase activity
Source: RefSeq, a predicted model, not a curated record
UUACGUUUUGUGUUACUAUAAAUUGAACAAACAUCUACACUACUUGUCUACUUCAAUUCUAGCAACAAUAAUAAUAUAGCUUUCAGUAAUUGUAGUACAUUUUGUACUCUAAAACUAAAGAAAACUCAUCACCUAUGGAUUUUAAGCCACUAAACACAGAAACUUUACAAAGUGAUACUUCCAAAGCUAUCAAUUAUAUAACCAGCUAUUAUGAAAACAUAGACAAGUACCCAGUUCAAAGCCAAGUUAAGCCUGGUUAUCUUCGACAGUUGAUACCAGAUAGUGCACCUUCUUCGCCGCAAUCUUUAGAGCAUAUACUUGAAGACGUCGAUGAGAAGAUUGUGCCUGGCUUAACUCAUUGGCAAAAUCCCAACUUCUUUGCGUAUUACCCCGCAAAUGCAAGCAAUGCUGGUUUGCUGGGAGACAUACUUUGCUCAGGGUUUAAUGUGGUGGGUUUUACUUGGAUAUCGUCACCGGCUGCCACUGAGCUUGAAGCCAUUGUUAUGGAUUGGAUGGGAAAACUGCUAAACCUGCCUCAACAUUUUCUUUUCUCUGGCGGAGGUGGUGGUGUCAUGCAUGAAAGUACAUGUGAAGCAGUAGUGUGCACACUGGCAGCUGCACGGGAUCGAGCUUUGAAUGUUCAUGGUGAAGACAAGAUAACCAAAUUGAUGGUUUAUGCAUCAGAUCAAACCCAUUUUACUUUCCAAAAAGCUUCUAAACUUGUUGGCAUUCCACCUCGAAAUUUUCGAGUACUUGCAACUUCAUCCCACACAGAGUUUGCAUUAUCACCUGAUAUAUUAAGGGCAACAAUGGAGGCUGAUGUAUCACAAGGGCUGGUACCUUUAUAUGUUUGUGCUACUGUCGGGGCUACCCCAUCAGGUGCUGUCGACCCCAUUGAUAGCCUUGCUAAAACUGCUACAUGUUUUGGUGCUUGGCUUCAUGUUGAUGCUGCUUUUGCUGGGAGUGCCUGCAUAUGCCCAGAGUAUAGACACUAUCUAAAUGGAGUGGAACUUGCUGAUUCAAUAAGCAUGAACCCACACAAAUGGCUCCUAUCAAAUAUGGGAUGCUCAUGCUUAUGGCUUAAGAACCCCAAAUUACUUGUGGAUUCUCUUUCGAGUAAGCCCGAAAUCCUCCGCAACAAAGCUACAGAAUUUGAAGAUGUAAUAGACUACAAGGACUGGCAAAUUGCUCUAAGCCGACGUUUUCGAGCCCUUAAACUUUGGAUUGUCCUACGUCGUUAUGGCUCAACAAAUUUGAUAUCCCAUAUAAGAAGCGACAUAGAGAUGGCCAAACAUUUUGAAUCUUUGAUUCAAAAUGAUAAGUUGUUUGAGUUGGUGGUACCUCGAAAAUUUUCUUUGGUUUGUUUCAUUCUAAGACCAGUUGGUAGAGAUAAUGAAGAUGUGACAAAGAUAAACCAGAAACUAUUGGAAGCUGUAAACUCAAGUGGCGAGGCUCACAUGACUCAUGCAGUGAUAGGAGGCAAAUUUGCUAUACGUUGUGCUAUUGGAGGGACGUUGACUGAGAAAUGUCAUAUAGAUAACUUGUGGAUGUUGAUUCGAAAGAAGGCUGUAGCUAUUACUUACCCAGGAUUGAGUGCUCUAAAAAACUAAAACAUAACGAGGUUGUUUGUAAGAUUAUAAGUUCAAUUAUUUCAGUAGAAAUAUCAAUUUGCGUUUAGAAUAUAUGAAAGCGUACUCAGUGCCGUUUCUGACAUUUUUGGGGCCCUAGGCGCAAAACGAAAAAUGGGCCCCAAAAUAUAGAUUUUUUUUCUUCAUAUAUCUGAUUUUAGAUACUAAUUUUUGAAGUUGUGUCUCGAACCUAUGCAAAAACAAAUAUAGCAUUUGUCUUUUAGAAAUAUGGUGGUAUUAGUACGCUUUAGUUUAUUUCUUCAAUAACUUAUUUUCUUAAAAGAAUUUCUUAAGUAUUGAACUCCAUCAUCAUUGAAUAAUCUAAAAGUCUUUCUCAUGGUAAAGUUAUCAUUUAUCACCAAAAAGAGAAAACUAUAUCUAUCCAUAAAAAAUACCCAAACACCCAUAUGAAAAAUAAAAAUUUGGAAAGGAAGAAAAUUGUUCAAAAAAAUUAAAAUAUUAGAAAAAAAAAUUAAUAGAAUGUGCAAAGAUAUUAUUACGAAACAACGACAUUUGAAAAUAAAAUCAAAAAGAAAUCAAAUAUCAAAAUUAAUACACAGACUUAUAUUUGACGGUCUAUCCAUGAGUACAUGGUUAUGUUUAAAAUAAAAUGGUAAGGUUUGAACAUAAAGGUUCAAAGUUUUAAAAUUUUAACACUUAUGCUUUGAAGUAAAAACCUCAACGAUUAUAAGAUUAUGAGCUAAAACCUUUUUACUUCAAAUUAAAACCUUUUGGUCUUAAUGGUCUAUCCCAAGACUUACUCAGUAUAGAUAAUAGUUUUUCAAUUGAUUUUCAAAGCUCCUUGUUGAGAAAACUUUUUUAGUAAAAUUGUUUUAGAUGAUUGAAACUCAUAUGAAUUGGAGUGUGGUACCAUACAAAUUAUAGAUGAUAAUUCUUUAUCACUAUUCAAUGGGAAUAUUGGACAAAAAUUUGCUAUUAAUUGUUGAACCUUUUGGGGAAAAUAAUGUUUUACAUUUGAAUUAAAGGUGAGAUGAUUGGGAAAACACAAAGAAGUUCAUGAGAUUGGCAAAAUAUUAGAACUAGGAGGUGAAAGUUUAGGAAAAAAGAUAGUAAUAAAGGUCCCUAAAAUAUUCUCUUUCUUCUUUUCUUGUUCGGUAUUUUCCGAGUAUCCCCGCACAGAAGCAAUUACUUUUUUUUUUUUACUACUUCAUAUGACAUAUUUUCUAAUUUGGGCCCCUUGAUGAGCUGGGCCCUAGGCGGUUGCACUCGAGGCCUACCCCCAGAACCGGCCCUGAGCGUACUAAAUAUAUUGGACAUCCCGACCCCCUAAAC